AUGGUGUCCCUUAACAUACCAAUUUACACCUUACUUUCGCUAUUUUUGGUAUCCACAGUCGAUGCAUCUAAAGAUGGUUACCAAAUAUAUCACGCUGACGAUUUCCCAGUUCAAGCAUGUACUGGUGUAAUUGGCAAAACCGCCACUUUUUUUGGUUCAGAUGUCAAGAAUGGGUUCUGUGACGUUAAGAACCAGCCGGCAUUGGGUACCAUGGCUGAAUGUAUUGAGAUGAUGAUGAAGUAUAAGAACAAGGAUUCGCGUAAAUUGUUUCUUGCAAGUUGCAAAAAACUGAAGUUGACUCAAGAUGAAUACUUUGCUGCUUUACAAAAUGCCACUGAUUUUGGAUUUGUUAAUACCACUGCUGAAAAGGGGUUCAACAAGACCGAGAUAUAUGACAAGCCAAUCUUGUUGACGCAAAUGAAGGUUGAUAGAGCUUAUGAUGCCGUAGCUACUAGAUGGUACAACUACAAUUAUGCUCAAUGGUUUGGUAUUGCAUUGAUGUGUUAUUGGUUUGGUGUUUUGUUCAUUUCCGGUGCCAUCAACUUGUGUUAUUUCCUUUUCCCUGGUUUCAUCAAAUCGUUCAAGGGUAAAUUGGUAAAUACAUUCCGUUUAUACUUUACCUUGCCUGCAUUAUUUGGCAAGACUCAUGUUCAUCACAAGGCUAUAUUCAAACAUGUUUUUGUCAUGUUCCCCACCAGAUUAGAGUCAAUAAUUGUUUUUGGAUGGUUUGCAAUGGCUUUGAUUAUGUGCUGCACAAACUAUGUACAUGUUGUUCCAAACUAUAUCUGGCCCGAUAGGUCAAACGAACUUGGUAGAAAAGUUGCUGAUAGAACUGGACAGAUUGUCAUGUGGUUGAUGCCCCCCUUGGUUUUAUUUACCGGAAGAAACAACUUUAUGCAAUGGAUCAGUGGUUGGCCAUAUGCUCGAUUUGUUUACAUCCACAAGUGGAUUUCAAGGAUUGUGUUUUUUAUGAGCAUUGCUCAUGCUGUUGGUAUGACUUAUAAUGGUAAGAAAUUGGGUAAAUAUGAACUGAGAUUUCUCGAGCCAUAUGUACGUUGGGGUACUGUUUCCAUUGCUUGCAUGGGUAUUAUGUGCUUCCAGUCAUUGAUGUAUUUCAGAAGAAACAACUACGAGUUGUUUAUCUUGAUCCACGUGUUGAUGGCUGUGUUUGCCAUUGGUGGGUUAUGGAUCCACGCAAGACCACAACAUUUCCAUUAUUUUAUGAUUGCCACUGUAUCAGUGUGGGUUUUUGAUCGUGUUAUUCGUAUUGCAAGACUAGCCUCAUUUGGGUUGCGUACUGCUCAAGUUCAAUUGAUUGCUAAUGAAACCGUUAAAGUCACUGUGCCUAGACCAGCUUGGUGGGUUCCAUUCCCUGGCUGUCAUGCUUUCAUCCAUUUCAUGAGACCAACUUGUUUUUGGCAAUCGCAUCCAUUCACAAUUGUUGACUCUGUUGCUGAAACCAGAACCAUUACUUUUUACUUGAAAGUGAAGGGAGGGAUGACCCAUGGAUUGUACCAGUAUUUGUCGAAACAACCAAGUCAAACUGCAUCGAUCAAAGUUUCAGUUGAAGGGCCAUAUGGUAACCCAGUUGCAAUCAAUAGAUUCGAAUCAAGUGUUUUCAUUGCUGGUGGAAAUGGUGUUCCUGGACUUUACUACGAAGCAACAUCGAUAGCCAAGAGGUUUGGCGAAUCAAGACCAAUCAAGUUCUAUUGGGUCAUUCGUCAUUACCGCUCAUUAGAUUGGUUUUACCAAGAGUUGCAGAAAUUGCAAGACUUGCCAUCAAUAAAACCCAUCGUUUACGUAACUCAACCCCACAUUGGAUUAACUGAGCCCAUUGAAACAAACAUCACUGAUGAUGAAUUGGAACAAGAAGAAGAACAAGAGAAGAAGUCAGACACUUACGAAAAAGAGGAUUACAUUGUCAAGCGCAGAAAACAAAUGAGUCAUGUUGAGUUUAGAGAAUAUAGACCCGAUUUCUACAAGAUAGUUGCUGAUGAAAUCAAGGAAACGGUGACGCCGUUGGCCAUAGCUUCUUGUGCUCAUGGAUCUAUGGUAGAUGAUGUGAGGAAAUCUGUCGCUGAUCAUUUGAAUGAUUCGCAGUAUAGAAUCGAAUUGUUUGAACAAAUACAAGGUUGGUAG
Lodderomyces theae is the source of this 2139-nucleotide messenger RNA. It is a transcript of the gene FRE10, whose product is annotated as Fre10p. Gene Ontology annotation, molecular function: ferric-chelate reductase activity. The record is from RefSeq and is a predicted model, not a curated record. Lineage: Eukaryota; Fungi; Ascomycota; Pichiomycetes; Serinales; Debaryomycetaceae. The coding region runs from base 1 to 2139 and encodes 712 amino acids. Gene Ontology annotation, biological process: copper ion import; iron ion transport; intracellular iron ion homeostasis. Gene Ontology annotation, cellular component: plasma membrane. The transcript has a single exon.